Pocillopora meandrina is the source of this 3974-nucleotide messenger RNA. The record is from the annotation of a GenBank genome assembly. Lineage: Eukaryota; Metazoa; Cnidaria; Anthozoa; Scleractinia; Pocilloporidae.
AUGGAUGAGCCAAAAGAAUACUUCUAUGGCCGUGCCGAACGCUCGGCGAGUUUUACGGAUGUAAACGACUGCAGUAAUCUAUGGAACGAAGACGAAGUCAUCGCAAUGGACAUUUACACUGCUUGUGCUAUCGGCGAAUACAGCUGUGUACAGCAGCAUCUAGCAGAUGGAGUGGAGUUAGCCGAUCUUGAUAAACCCAACUGUGGUGGAUGGACUCCUCUAAUGUACGCUGCUUACGUUGGCCAUGACAAUAUAGUUAAUCUGCUCCUCGACUACCAUGUUAAUGUGAACGCGACUACAGCAGAAAAUGGGGCUAACGCGCUUAUGCUUGCGGCAAGUUGUGGAAAUGAAUCUGUUGUUUACUUCCUACUGCAGAACGGUGCUAAGAUCGAUGCUCAAGACAAGAGAGGUUGGACUGGUUUGUUUUAUGCAACGUACCAAGGACAUCACAAGGUUGUACAGUUGUUGUUGGAGAACGGUGCUGACAUGGAGUUAAGGUAUUCAAUAUUCCCUUCAUUCUAAAUUAUUUAAACCUCUUGAAUAAUCUUUUUUUUUUUUUGCGUAAAUGCGCACACGAUUGAAGAAAAGUUAAAACUGAUACCGCCCUAAUAAAUUAAACUUCUCACGGUGUCAUUUUACCCACUGAUUGUGAGGCAUUUACUUUAGAAUAAUCUUCCAGGUAGCAGAUGAAUAUAAAUUUUUACGGUGACGAUCAACAAUAGCGGAGUGCAUCAAGUAUGCAAAGUAGAGUUUUACCUUUCUAGAAAUUCUUUUUUUUUUUUUUUUUUUUUUAAGCCAGUUAGAGCGUAUAAGAAAAAAAAAAGGAGAUGUUUGUUUAAUAACCCAUUUCCUGAUACAUCGCAAUGCAUAUUCUCUAUACUCGUCUCUUUGCUGACAAGGGGAAUUUGCUCAAAAAUCAAAAGCUUAUUUUGUUGGUUAUCCUUUCCUUUAUUCGUGUCACCUAACUGUGUGAUUCAGGGUUGAUAUUGUGAAGAGAAAUUACAAUUAUGGAAAAAAAUAUUUAAUGAUGGACCAAACUUGCCAAGGCCCUCAAUUUUUACAAUUAAUUUCCUAUAAAUAACACAUAAUAGAUGCUAGUUGCCUUUAGGAGUUAAAGUUUUAGUUUUCAAUUGAUUUUAGCACAUUUUCCUCACAACAAAAAGCAAUUAAAUAAUAUGUAGCACAGCUCCCGAGAUGAAAUGAUGUUGAGGUUCUUUCUUCAGAGAGCAGAGGAUAUUUGAAUUAGAUUUAUUGAUUUUCUCUCUCUUUGUAGGGAAUAUAGAUUUGGCCUGACUCCGUUACUGGCAGCUGCAAAGGAAGGACAUGAAGUCAUAUUUGAAGAACUUGUUAGAUGCAAUGCAAACAUGAAUGCUCACACAAACCGUGGAGAGGAUGCACGAUCUUUGGCUCUGCGGAAUGGGAACAUGGCUGUAGUAAACGUAAUUAAUCAGCAGGCCUUUCUCAAUAUGCCAAACAUUAUGCUGCGGAGUGAACCUGGUCUUGUACCUGAUGACAGUGACCAUGUUGAAGAUAAGGUUUGUGCAGCGCUUCAAGGAAAGAAUGUGAUCCCAAAGGUUGGGAUUCAAGAUGGACCAGAGGCCUUUAAAAAGUUGAUGAGCAGUCAUCAGAAUGAUGGAAAGCCAGUGAAUAUUCCUAGUAUGAUGGGAGAACAGGAAAGGGCCAGCCAUUUUGUCGGAAGUCCAUACUGUUUAGCCAACACACCAGGCACUCCUGUUGGUAGUUAUGAAUCUGAGCACUUUUUCAUUAACUGUGGCAGAACUGUUGAAAGUGCUAGCUUGCAUAAAAACUACAGAAAAUGCACAGUACUGGAAGUGAUGCCAGUAGACAACUUCAAGUUGGUGAAGCUUCACCUAUGAAACCAACUAUUGCAAACUUUCUGGAAGAUUUGAAUUUGACAAAAUAUAUUUCCACAUUUGAAGAUCAAGAUGUGGAUUUUAUUACACUACUAACCCUCACAGACAGUGAUCUAAGAGAAGUUGGAAUUUCAUUGUUUGGUCCAAGAAGGAAAAUUCUUACAGCAAUAUCAGACUGGAAGGAAGAAAAUAAUUAUUUGAACACAGAAAAUGACAGAAAAGCUCUGGAGGAAUGCCAACAUCAAGCUCACAAAAUAGAAGCACAGCUUCUUAAUGCCACUUCUGAAGUGAAGCAGCUUCAAACUCUUCUCUCUCAGGAGAAAGACUUGCGUCUUUGUGUUGAAGGUUGUCUUGUGGAAGAGAAGGCUAAACGACAAGAGAUUUACAUGAGGGUGUGUCAAAUGAGGGAACACUGGCAACAAGUGGAAGAAGAAGGGGAAAAUUUAAAAUCUCUAUGCAGAGAAUUAGAAGAGAAUGGUAACUUUUCUCAGGCAAGAGUGAAAGAGGUGUAUUGUAAACUAGCAAGCUCUAUUGAAAAUCUGGGAAAGGUUGUUCAGUUAGGUAAAACUGGUAUCAGUUCUAUUUUGUAUGUGGAUCAGAAUUCCCAAGAUGGGAAUUCCUCUGAAUCCUCUGGUAAUUCAAGUUCUUAAUCUUUACUCUUUAUAAACAAGAGCUGACGAGCAAGUCUCACACAAUACAAUGUGGCAUGAAAAUUACAUAUGAUACACUGCUUAGCUUCCUAUGUUCCUUGCCCCAUUUAUUCAUUUUGUCCCAGUGAUUUGGUGUAGCUAUUGUUCCUGUUAUGUAACCAAGUUGUUUUAACUCUGAGGUCCUGGGGGGAAUCUUUACAUGAUCUGGGCAACCACAGAUCAUUAGGCAUUGACCAUCAAGCACUUCGCUACUAACCUUCACCAUGCUUUUUUUUGCUUAACUUUACUAUUCAUUAUUCAGUAUAAAGGGUGAAAUUGUGGUGAAGUUGUGGUGGUAUGCUUUUAAAAUCACUCAUUUGCACUGAAUAAUCAAUUCUGGUGUAACAUAGAUAGAUGGUAUUGAGAAGUCAGAUGAAUUCUUGUUUCUGAUUCCAUUUUAUAACUUCUGCAUGUGCAUGUAGAUACUCUGGGCAAAGCUUCUAUUUAGUACUUUCUAUUUAGAAUACAGCUCAUCAGUUCUUAUUUUCUCUUUCUCUUGGUGAUAGAUAAACUUGUUGAUUGGCCACUGAUGUGAUGUAAUGUCUUAGAUUUUUCAUUGAAUUUGGCCUGAAAAUACUAGCUUGUAUAUGGUCUUUUGUUGCUUACAAAAUAAAUUGAAAUGUUACUUAGUAGACAGUUAAACUUCUUUCUUGCAGUAAAGGCAGUAAAUGCUUGUGAAUAUUUCUUCCAAUUAUUUUGUUAAUGAAUUUCUUGUUACUGGUAAGUUUUACUUUGAAAUUAAUUUAUUGAGAUUAAUACUUAUGAAAGAUAUCAGCAGUAUCCUCACCCCUCAAGGGAUGGGGCAAAGAGAUAUGAGCAGUAUCCUCGCCCCUCAAGGGAUUGGGACAGAGAGAUAUGAGCAGUAUCCUCACCCCUCAAGGGAUUGGGACAGAGAGAUAUGAACAGUAUCCUCACCCCUCAAGGGAUUGGAACAAAGAAAUUCUGACAUACUUCAGAAUUUAGUCCAUAAAAUACCCCAAUAUGCAUUGCAUCAUUUAUUCAAUAAAAAUUAAUUUAUUAAGAGUUUAUGGAAUUCAGAGUUGAGGUGUCCUUACCCCUCAAGGGAUUGUGGGAUAAGGAUACUGUGCUGCAAUGCAGAUUGAUUCGACUUAUGGCUCUAUAAAAAGAAAUUGCACCAUUAUUGAAUAAAUAUUUUAUAUUUGAGACUGAUCUUAAAUUUUUGUGUCAAAGUGAAGUAAAUUUUGUUAUGAAGAAACUCAAACAGGCAAAGGUACAUGCAUGUAAAGUAGAGAGCCACAUGACAAGUUUAGUAACUGGAGAGGAUGUUAAAGAAUAAAAUCAACUGUUUUCAUUUACAAAGGUUCUUGACCAAGUUGUUCAAAGUUAGGAUAAGAUAACCUGGUGUUAGUGUGAAAUCUGACCUCAGAUCUGAAAGCUUUAAAAGAAUAUU